UCCGCGGCCCGAGGUGUGGCAGCUGGUGGCGGGGAAAGAGGAGCACGUGUGGGGCGAGGCCGUGACCGUGUGGCACUUUGAGGGCGCGCCCCUGGACACGUCACAGCAGCAGCUGGAGGAGCUGCUGGCCGACGCCAACAGCACGCUGCAGUGCGCUCAGCAGCAGCUGGAUGAGCUUCUGGCCGACGCCAACAGCAGUACGCUCAGGUGGGUUUCAAAGGGGGAAGUGGGAGUUCUCAGUGUGCGCAUGCCAUGGGGGGGUUUUGUGCCGGACUGCACGGUGUGGCACAUGUUUGAGGGCACGCCACUGAAUGCGUUGCAGCAGCAGCUGGAGGAGCUGCUGGCCGAGGCCAAGAGCACGCUGCAGUGCGCUCAG
Molecule: messenger RNA, 376 nt
Organism: Closterium sp. Naga37s-1
Lineage: Eukaryota; Viridiplantae; Streptophyta; Zygnematophyceae; Desmidiales; Closteriaceae
Source: the annotation of a GenBank genome assembly